GGGGAGGGAAAGAUUCCAGAACUCCCAGGAAUGCGUCCCCCCACUGGAACCCUAACGUCUAUCCUAGGCCAGCUCCAAGAGGAUCCAGGGGUCAGAGGGAAGGGGAGAUGAACACAUGGAAAUCAUCAGGAUGAGGCAAGCUUUCCAAUUCCCUUCUUCCCUCUAAUCCCUGACUGCGCGUCUCCUACAUCCUGACGUCAGAGGUGGAUAAAGUUCAGACAGUUUGGUGGUGCAGCUAACACUAUGGGAAAGGUUGCGGUUAUCGUCGACAAUGGUAGUUGCUUCACUCGGGCCGGCUUUGCUGGAGAUGACAAGCCAAGGUCUGUGUUGAAGACCACGUCCAUGCCUCCCAUCUGCCCAGCUGUGACGCAGGAGACCCCAUGCCAUCUCAUCGCCACUGGCUGUGGGACAGGCGGUGCCAGGGCAUCCAAAACCCACCCGCUCAGGCAUGGCAUCAUCACUGACUGGGAAGCCAUGCAAAAUCUGUGGAGCCACCUUUUCUUUUGUGAGCUGAGACUGUCCCCUGAGGCGUGCCCGCUGCUCAUGACAGACUCACCCUCCUGCCCCACAACCAAUAGGGAGAAGGUGGCCGAGGUGUUCUUCGAGGACUUCGGUGUUCCAGCCUUGCAUGUGGCUAACACGGGGCUCCUCUCCCUCUGCUCCUGUGGCAGGGUCACUGGCCUGGCUGUGGAGACCGGGGCUGGGGUGUCCCAUGUCACUUCCAUCUGCGCUGGGCAGAUCUGGAGGGAGGCCACCUAUCGCCUGGACGUGGCUGGGUUUUUCCUUUCCAAGCACAUGCAUACCCUGCUGCUGAAGAGCUCCAACGACCCACAGCUGCUCUGUACCUUGCAGAAGACGACAGUGACCCAGAUGAAGAAGCAGUGCUGCUACGUGUCCAUGGACUAUGAAGGAGACCUCCAAGACAAAGCUCACCAGUUCCCAAUGGGUUUUAAGACCCCUGAUGGGCACUGGAUAACUCUGGAUAAGGAGCGGUUCUGCUGCCCAGAGCCACUCUUCCAACCAAAACUGCUAGACCAAAACUCUCCAGGCAUCCACCUUUUAGCUUUCCAAAGCCUCCAGAAGGUGCCAGAUGAGUGCAAGGGAGACAUUAUUGGUAACACUGUGUUAUCAGGGGGCUCAUCAAUGUUUCCUGGCUUCCCUGAGAGGAUGUGCUCAGAGCUGGAUGCUUUGUUAUAUGGCAAAGGCUACCGGAUUAAAAUUCUGGCUGCCCCAAAGAGGAGUAUGGCAGUCUGGGCUGGAGGGUCCAUGGCAGCCUCGCUUAAAUCCUUCCGGCAUAUGUGGAUGAGAAAGGGCGAGUACCAGGAGUGCGGGGCAGCAUAUGUCCACAAAAAGUUCAAUUAGUUUCUAAUAAAUAACCACUGUUU
This is a messenger RNA of Mauremys mutica (yellowpond turtle), 1385 nucleotides long. It is a transcript of the gene ACTL10, whose product is annotated as actin like 10. The transcript has 2 exons. The record is from RefSeq and is a predicted model, not a curated record. Lineage: Eukaryota; Metazoa; Chordata; Testudines; Geoemydidae. The coding region runs from base 244 to 1362 and encodes 372 amino acids.